Molecule: messenger RNA, 1485 nt
Organism: Arachis stenosperma
Lineage: Eukaryota; Viridiplantae; Streptophyta; Magnoliopsida; Fabales; Fabaceae
Exons: 1
Coding region: 1-1485 (494 amino acids)
Biological process (GO): DNA integration
Molecular function (GO): RNA-DNA hybrid ribonuclease activity; nucleic acid binding
Source: RefSeq, a predicted model, not a curated record
AUGAAAAAACUGGCGUACGCACUAGUGCUCACAGCAAGGAGGCUAAGGCACUAUUUCCAAAGCAACAAAAUCAUCAUCAAAACAAACCAACCUCUACGGCAGAUCCUCACUAGACCGGAGGUCUCAGGACGACUUACCAAAUGGUCGAUAGAAUUAUCCGAGUUUGAUGUAGCAUACGAGCCGAGAACAACAAUUAAGGCACAAUUCCUGGCAGAUUUUCUAGCCGAAUUAACAGGACAACCAAAUGAGGAACAUAGCUGGGAAUUGUAUGUAGAUGGAGCUUCAAAUUUAGAAGGAUCUGGAGCAGGCGUAUACUUAACAAACAAACACGACUUACAAGCCAAACAAUCAAUCAGGUUCUCUUUUCAAACAAGUAAUAACCAAGCCGAGUAUGAAGCUUUACUUGCCAGCCUCCGAUUGGCACAAUCACUAAACAUCACACAUCUACAAGUAUACUGUGACUCGCAGCUGAUCGUACAACAGGUAAACGGAAAUUUCCAGGUAAAGGACCAACUGCUAGAAAAAUAUCACACACUGGUAACAGAACUCAUCUCUCAAUUUAACUCGUUACAAAUCACACACAUAGCUCGGGAACAAAACACUCGAGCAGAUGCAUUAUCUAAACUAGCAACAACUAGGAAAAAUAUGCAUGAAUCUGUAAUAUCUCAACUAACACUUGCUGAACCAAGCUUCAGCAACAAGAGAAUCUAUUCUAUAUCACAGGAAGAGGAUUGGAGGACAGCUUACGAAUAUUACCUCCAAACGGGGUACAUACCAUCAACAAUCAAAGACAACAAAGCAUUCAAAAGGAGAGCAGCAUCUUUCACACUCAUCGGGACAAAACUAUACAAGCGAGGUUUCUCUCAGCCACUGCUCCGAUGCCUAAGUACGGAGGAAGCCAAAAUCGCCAUGGACGAGGCCCAUGAGGGAGUGUGCGGGAACCACAUCGGAGGAAUAAGCCUGGCCUCAAAAGUAGCCCGAGCAGGUUACUAUUGGCCAACAAUGAAAAGCGAUUGUAUUCAGAAAGUAAGAAAAUGUGAAAGCUGCCAAAAACAUGCACCACUUAUCCACAACCCGGCCGAGAACCUGCAUAGUUCGGAGGUAAGCUGGCCAUUCCACAAAUGGGGGCUUGAUAUUCUCGGCCCAUUCCCAAAGGCCCCGGGACAGGUAAAAUAUCUACUCGUUGCAAUUGACUAUUUUUCAAAAUGGAUAGAAGCCAUACCUUUGGCAAAAAUAAGGGCUGAAAAAGUCCGAACUUUCAUUUGGAAAAACAUCAUUUGCCGUUUCGGCAUACCCCAUGCUAUCAUUACUGACAAUGGUCGGCAGUUCACCGAUCAAAGCUUGGCAGAAUUUUUACAGGGUUUCAAAAUUAAGCAUCACUUUUCAUCAGUAGAACACCCGCAAUCGAAUGGACUUGCGGAGGCAGCUAACAAAGUAAUUCUCAUUGCACUCAAGAAAAAGCUCGGAGAUGCUAAAGGAGAAUAG